This is a messenger RNA of Linum trigynum, 1825 nucleotides long. The record is from the annotation of a GenBank genome assembly. Lineage: Eukaryota; Viridiplantae; Streptophyta; Magnoliopsida; Malpighiales; Linaceae.
GUCCGAUUUUCACCCCCGGAUUAUCCCAUUGGCCUUUUGGUUCGAUAAGAAUUGGGCUUAUUAGUCCACCAAUAGGCUUGAAGUGUCAUAGCUUAGGGAUGGCAAUGGGUCGGGUUGGGGCGGGUUUUGUCAAACCCAAACUCGAAUUCAUGGGUUUAUCCGCCAAAAAAAUCGGGGGUAAAACCCGUUGGGUUUGAAAAACUCAAACCCAACCCAACCCGCUGGGUAUCUGUGGGUUCAUGGGUACUCGUGGGUUUUUCUAGUAAAAAAUUUACAAUAACAAGUUUCUUUCAAAAUAAAAGUUUAACAUCAAUUUUCACAUACAAAUUAAUCAUACAAAAAACACCAAUCUAGAGCAUACAAGCAAACCGCAAAUGAUCAAUACAAAUUGUUCAAAAUUAAAGAUAAACAUCUAUAAACAAUAAGAUUAAUUGAAAGUUUCUUCCUCGUCAACUAAGUUUCUUCAUUCUUCACUUCAUAAUAUCAACUUCAUUCUAAACAAUUAGAAAGAACAAAUUAUACAUGUCUCCACAAAUAUACAAACGUAAAGAAUAUUAGUUGUUUAAGGAAGAUAUAUUAUUUAGAAUAUUAAAUAUACCGGGAAAGUAAUUAUAUGUGUGUGGACAGGUACCCAUGAGGCGGGUUUACCUAAACCCAAACCCAACCCGACCCAGUAAAUAGUAUAGUGUGUCUAAACCCGAACCCGGCCCAAAACCCGUCAACACGGGUUUUACCCGCGUUGACCGAGUCGGGUCGGGUGGGUACCCGUGUGUUCGGAUUUUGUUGCCAUCCCUAUAGCUUACUUUCCCACUUCCCAGUCCGUUGCCGAAUCGGAUUUUAGAUUGUAGAAUUUUUUUUUUUUUAAAUGUCUAGAUUGUAGAAUUUGGAGCCCUAAUUCUGACAGAAAGAGCGUCUCCUUCGUUUCAAUUUCCCAAUUUUUACAAGUGGCGUUGCAGCUUGCUAGCAGAGCAGCAGCCCCAAAAGUCGCUGCCUGGAAGCAGGCUUCGGCGGAGUAAGGAGAUAAAGGAGGAUUUCUAGCGAUUCGGUGGGUUUUCGUUUAGAAAAGGGCACGGAGAUGGCGAAGCGCGAGAUAUCUAGCACUCUCAAGAACUUGAAGUUCAUGCAAAGGGGAGCCCCUAAAGAAGUGAAACCCGAGAAACAAGAAGAGGUUCAACCGAAUGGUAAUUUCGUCUCACCUGGAGGUAUUAGAAAGUGUGUGGUGAUAAUGGAAGGCGAUCCCCAUCCUGCUGCAGCUAUAGGCCGGAUGUCAUUCGGAAGUUUCAAUCUUUCUGUUGAUAAACUCAAUGAAGAGACAGCAAACCUUGCAUCUCGAGAACCAGCAUCAUCAUCGGGUGGUCAUACAACAGCAAAUGCAUCUCUAAGUAGAGAAAAUGGGUUGUCACCAGAAGUUGCAGAAUGCUCUGACACGGCCAUGCCCGAUUCUCAUGGAAGUGGAGACCAGAAACGAAAACAGCCUGAUGCAGUUUCUGAAACAGAAAACUCCAUCAACACAGUGGCAGAAGCCGUUGAUGGUGGAGAACAGUCAAGAAGAAAGAAGAGCAAGAACGCUUCUUUCCGGCAGAAGGGCCAAAAGCUGGACUUCACCGUUCUGAGAGCAAAGACUGAAAAUAAGCAUGGUCCAUGAAACCGUACCGGGAAAGUCAACGUUAGGGUAUUUUAUGGUAAAACCGUGGUUUAAUCGUAGUUCAACCGUUAUACCGGUAAAUACCGCAUAUCGAUUUAGCCUCCGAUACUAGUAUUUCGUGGUUGAACCGCCGGUAUGGUACGGUUUAAUGGACACCGAAAAUAAGUGAAGAUGAAUCCU